This is a messenger RNA of Scomber japonicus (chub mackerel), 1662 nucleotides long. It is a transcript of the gene fbxo7, whose product is annotated as F-box protein 7. The coding region runs from base 109 to 1593 and encodes 494 amino acids. The transcript is spliced from 10 exons. NCBI's taxonomy places the organism in Eukaryota, Metazoa, Chordata, Actinopteri, Scombriformes, Scombridae. Gene Ontology annotation, biological process: positive regulation of autophagy of mitochondrion; autophagy of mitochondrion. Gene Ontology annotation, molecular function: protein kinase binding. The record is from RefSeq and is a predicted model, not a curated record.
CGUUGCUGUGGACAUUACUCUCAUCUUGUUGUUGUUGAGUCUUCUCGUGUUUAAAAACUGGAUUUUAUGACAGAAAUGAGGUAAAAUCUGUCCCGUUAAAGCAACACCAUGAAGUUGCGUGUUCGGGUCAACAGGCAGACGAGCCGGGUGGAGUUAGCGGGAGAAGAACCGACUCUGAAAGAUCUCAUAGAUCACAUCAAAGACACAGUUCUGUCCUCUCUGGGACUCAGUGCAGACACAGACUUCAGUUUGUCUCUGAACGGCUCGGAGCUUCUGUCAGACACGGGACAGACUCUGACGUCCUGCGGCAUCGUCUCUGGAGAUCUGGUCUCUGUGAUCCUGCCCGAGUCUGCAGCCGCCGCCAUCCCUACUGCCUCCUCCUCCUCCUCCUCCUCCUCCUCCUCCUCCAUCUCAUCCUCCUCCUCCACCUCCUCCACCUCAGCCAGCAGCUCAGUGAAUCGGAGCCGACGGACAGCUGCCAUGUCCUCCGACCAGCAGCUCGGCAGCAGCAGCAGCAGGAGCCGUGCAGCUCAGCCGGAGUCUGAGGAGGACAGCGAAGUGUUGGACGCUGAGCCUUCGGUCCCCAGCUGGGAGCCGAUGCUGUGCAGUGAGGCGGAGGACGGUCAGGCUCCCCUCUCUCUGGAGCUGCUCUACCACAACGCACAGACCAGCAGUCCCAGUGACGCCAUCAUGGUGGCCGGAAACCUCCUGAUGCUCGAAACUGGAUUCACUCCUCAGGGAGGUGAGCUGAGGUCCGGUGCGAUGCCCGUCGGCUGGAGGUCAGCAGGUGGAGUCUACAGACUGCAGUACUCUCAUCCUCUGUGUGAAAACAGCCUGGCCAUGGUGGUGGCUGUGUGCAUGGGCCCCGUGCUCGUCAUUAACGCUACUCUGAAGGUGAACGAAACCGUCGACACGGUCCGAAAACUGUGCCUGAAUCCGUGCAGCUACGUGACGGACGAGUGGCCAGGAGAAAGUGCAGCCGCAGCUUUCAGAGAUUUGGGCAAACUGUCUCGGAUCUUCAAAGACCAGCUAGCGUACCCGCUGAUCGCUGCCGCCAGAGAAGCCAUGGCUCUGCCGGUGGCCUUCGGUCUGGCCGCUCUUCCUCCUGAGCUCCUCCUCCGAGUGCUGCGACUGCUGGACGUCCGCUCUGUGGUCAGACUGUCGGCGGUCUGCAGACACUUCCACGCCUCCACGGUCGACUCCUCGCUGUGGAGACACCUCUGCCGCCGAGACUUCAGCAGCCAGACCAAUUCAGAUGCCAGCAGAUCAAGAGACACGGACUGGAAAGAGCUUUACAAAAGGUUUUAUAAGACCCGCUGUGACAUCCGACACGUGGCCCGUCACCGCUCGCUCCCUCCCUUCCUCCGAAACCCCCGCGACAUCUUCGGCCCGGUUCCCGUCCCCCUCCACCCGCCGCUGCCCGGCAUCAUCGGCGGGGAGUACGACCAGAGACCAAACCUCCCCCGCGGCCUUCUGCCUCGCACUCGCUUCGACCCCAUCGGCCCACUUCGAGACCAGGUCGGACGACCGCUGAGCGAAUUCCGCCGACCGAUGGGGAGUCGACCGACAGACGCACGGCGAGGAUUCAUCUGAUUCUCACCUGUGAAGAUCAGUUUUCAGGACUGAUUCCAUCUUCUCCUGCAAUAAAAACAAAGAUUUGAA